This is a messenger RNA of Eimeria mitis, 1056 nucleotides long. RefSeq lists its product as uncharacterized. The transcript is spliced from 5 exons. Bases 1 to 1056 code for a protein of 351 amino acids. The record is from RefSeq and is a predicted model, not a curated record. NCBI's taxonomy places the organism in Eukaryota, Apicomplexa, Conoidasida, Eucoccidiorida, Eimeriidae.
AUGGGGGCUGUUUGCGGAAAACCGGGAGCUGCGGCUGAACCGAAGACGCGAAAAGCUGCGGUGGAGGUUUCGGAUUCGCCACCAGAGCCAAACGUGGCCCAGACAUCACCUGUUCCCGCCGCAGCGGUUUGCCCGAAGCCCGAGACGACAGACGCUGAUGCAACCGCAACAGCUGUAGCAGUGGAUCAGGCAAAGGAAUUCAUCACGGGAGACGGCGAUGGUGUUUAUCUGUUGAUGCUUCAGGAGAAUAAUAUGCCUUCUCUUGUGCAGCAAUACUCACACAGCAAACCAGAGGUAGCAGAAGGAGAUAUGCUGCUGUUGCAGGUUAAACCGCCGGCGGCAAUGAAGAACGCUGACGGGCAGAAGAAAGUUUGCGAGGCGGUGAUGGAAUGUCUGCGCCUGACGUUUGUAUAUUCCGGUUAUAUUCACGCCUACGCUGCAUUGGCCGAAGCUCCUUUUUCUGUUCUACUCGUUGUUUCCGAGCGUCACGAGGCUGCGGCCAUUAAAGAGAGCGACGAUGGAUAUAAAAUUGUGGGCAGUGCAGCUGAUGAGGCAUCGCAGACGAAUGCGGGAACGGAACAGACGGGAGAGGACGCUCACAAGACAGAAGGAAGUGCUGCAAAGACUGGCGGUGAGGCUCCAGCGGAGGGUGCAGGGGACGAGAAUUCAGCAGCGAAGGAGCAGAAGGAAGAGGCGGCGCCAACCGCAUCUGAAGGCAACGAGCAGCAAGGAGAAACAAAUGACAAGGAAAAGAAGGAUAAAGGAGAUGAAAAACGAACGAUAUUCCAGGAUUCAUCGCCAGAGCCCGCCGACGUAACAACAGCGCCCAAGGCACUUGACCAGAUGCAGGUUCUCCGCCACGUGGCUGAAGGCCGGUCACCAAACUUUUCUCUGUUGCAGUUUAUUAUUGUUGUUCCACUCACCAAACCAAAAGCAGAAGAAACUCUCAAGGAUGGAUGGGUCAUUGACGAGGAAAACGUUGAACAGCUCAAGAAACAAGUCGACAAACUUCAUGGCGUCAUGAUCGCAGCCGCACAGGAGAAGGGGGCGCAGUAA